Molecule: messenger RNA, 1937 nt
Organism: Bipolaris maydis ATCC 48331
Lineage: Eukaryota; Fungi; Ascomycota; Dothideomycetes; Pleosporales; Pleosporaceae
Source: RefSeq, a predicted model, not a curated record
AUGGGUUUUCGACAGAAAUCGACACCUGAAGAUUUCACAGAAAUAGGGUCUUCCAAACCAGAGUUCUUCCAUAGACCUAGUACCUCGUCUGAUGAAGGGCCACGUAUCGUGCCUCCUGAGGUUGCAGCAGAGAGGAUCGGUAACCCACCCAGGAGAGCAGCGCUUCCCGUACCGCGCCCAGGCGCUGUAAACAAUAUCCUCAACCCGCCCUCUGCCCGCCCAGCAUUCCAACCACCAGGACACGUCUCAGUCUCCUCUAGCGGAAGUGCCUCCAACGACGUGAGAACCAGUCCCAAAUUGCAUUAUCUACAUGGCUUACCCGAUUCAAAGGCAUAUCCAUAUGUUCACAAGAAAGAAGUGAAGGACCACCUUGCCGCUAUAGACGCUGGGAUAUCAAGCCCCCUUGCAGAAUUUGCAUUCACUGUGAAACAGCAAGAGGAGCGAAAUCGAUAUACAGAUUUCUCUGAGACGGUUUUCUACGGAAACAGUCCUAGUCCGGCACUAGUAAGCGAUGUUCAUAAGCUGUUCCCAGAGCAGAGUAGGCAUGGCAAUGUUGUCGUAGAGCAUACACUGGUCGUAGGUGGGCACGUCGUUCCCAAACGGUCGAGAGCGCAGCAACAAACAAGUAUUGAAGAGCAGUUGUAUGAAAGCAACAUGCAUGCGCGAAAAUCUCCAGCACUACAAGCACCUCGAUCACGCAUCUCAAGGCCAUGUAGUCGGAAUGAAAUCUACGGCACUAUGCCUAUAAGUUUGAAUGAUGAAACUUCUCGCAAAAAUGAACGAAUUACGCACGAGCUCGCUUCUAACGACGAAAACAUUACCAUGCUCAGAGGCGGUGCCGGAACUAGCCAAGCACCUAUUGGAUAUGGCUUAUUAUUCAAACAGCUACUACUCACAUGUCACCGACCCGACUCCAAAUCUACCAGUGACAGUGAAGACUCACCAGUCCGAAUCCCAGACCCAACCCACAUAGCCCGAACAAUGUGCAGGGCACAAGGUACUGCGCGCCUCCCCAAGAACCUUUCUCGCACAACUGCUACAUCACAAACGACAAGAAGCUCCUCCAGCAACGGCAAUGGAGCACCUCCAUCCCAGACAGCCACUUACGCAGCUACACAUACACAGCCACGACCUCUCUGUAACAUGUCUUGUAUGCCCUGCGUCUCCCCUCUUUCUUCCUCGACUCAAUCUCGCACUCAGGACUCUCCUGUCAACUCUACCUACUCUCUAUCUAUACCUCCAACUAUCGUACCGUGUCUAAGAGGCGGUGGGAGCUCCCUAUAUGCACUCCGCGACCAAGAUAAUCUACCGCCAACGCUGGUGUGGCUAGCAGGUGAGAAAAGGAAGAGUACUACGGUUGCGAGAUGGAAGGAGAGCAAACCAAAGGUUAGGAUGGGAGGGAUGCUGGGGUGGGCAGUGUACGGGGCGAGGGCUGGGGAGGCGCGGGGACAAGGAGCAGGAGAGGGGAAGGGCGAGGGUGUGAAGUCUGCGGGUGGUAAUGGUGGCGUGGCAAAGGUGCAAGAAAGUGUGCCAAAAGAGACACAGAAAGGUGCAGCAGAAGAGAAGAAAGAGAGUGCAGCACAAGAUACUGUGCAAGAAGCAGCUGUAGGAGAUGUGGUACCAUCGGUUAAUCAAGGUGGUGCUGAGAAAUGAAAGUAAGGAAGUGUAGAUCUCUUGGCAAAAGUACUGUUUUCCAAUUUUCCAAUUCGAAGUAUCUUACAUUAUGAGGCCAAGUCAGGUAAUCAAAGACCUGAAGGGAAAUAAGUGUUUCAUUUUGAAAUCUUGUCCUGCUCAUGCACAUGCUUGAUCUGAUGUUGCGCCUCCUUUUCAACCGCCUGUUUCCUCAGUGCGGCAAUCUUAUCAUCGAUCAUAGCAAUAUCCGCUUCAACCCUCAACAACUUCUCCUGCAUCAUCUUCUCGUAAUCCUCAUCGGUCAA